Messenger RNA from Lodderomyces orthopsilosis Co 90-125, 1035 nucleotides. RefSeq names its product S-methyl-5-thioadenosine phosphorylase (gene MEU1). Gene Ontology annotation, cellular component: cytosol. The transcript has a single exon. The record is from RefSeq and is a predicted model, not a curated record. The coding region runs from base 1 to 1035 and encodes 344 amino acids. Gene Ontology annotation, biological process: nucleoside metabolic process. Lineage: Eukaryota; Fungi; Ascomycota; Pichiomycetes; Serinales; Debaryomycetaceae. Gene Ontology annotation, molecular function: S-methyl-5-thioadenosine phosphorylase activity.
AUGGUAAAGAAGUUUCGUCGGCCAAAUUUAUCAAAAAUAUUCAACAUGUCUGUUCAUAGAGAGAAAAUUGAUGUGUCUCAAUUGCCCCACCACUACGAUGGUCAAGUAACUCUUGCUGUUAUUGGUGGUACAGGGUUAUAUGAUUUACCAAACUUACGCCCAAUUGCUAGGUUGACUAUCAGUACUCCAUGGGGAUUCCCAUCGAGUCCAAUCACUAUAUCCAAGACCGAACUGGGCUUUCCUGUGGCGUUUUUGGCAAGACAUGGUCAACAUCAUGAUUUGUUGCCAAGUGAUGUUCCUUCAAGGGCAAAUAUCGCUGCAUUGAAGAAAUUGGGAGUCAAGGCCAUUGUUGCCUUUUCAGCUGUUGGAUCGCUACAACAAGAAAUCAAGCCUAGAGAUUUUGUGUUGCCUACGCAAAUCAUCGACAGAACUAAAGGUAUUAGACCAUCCACUUUUUUUGAAAAGGGGUUUGUAGCUCAUGCAAUGUUUGGUGAGCCAUUUGAUUUGAAGUUGAAUUCACUCAUUGCCAACGCUAUUCCAUCGGAAGGGUUCCUUGAAGGGUUUGACAAAGAAGAUGCUAAUCCAACCUUGCAUACUAAAGAACAUACCAACAAUGGUGAAGAUUUGACGGUUAUAUGUAUGGAAGGACCACAAUUUUCCACUCGUGCUGAGUCAAAAUUGUACCGUUCAUGGGGUGGUUCCAUCAUCAACAUGUCGGUUUUACCUGAAGCUAAAUUGGCAAGAGAAGCGGAGAUUGCUUAUCAAAUGAUUUGUAUGUCUACAGAUUACGAUUCAUGGAAUGAAAGUGAAGAGCCAGUCACUGUGGAAACAGUUGUUGGCAACUUGAAAGCUAAUUCGGCCAAUGCUUGCAAAUUGGCAGCAAAAUUGAUUGAUGAAUUUGCUGAAAAAGGUGGUGAGAUUGGUGACGAUAUUCAAGGAUCAAUGAAGUUUGCUGUUAGUACCAGUCCUCAUGGAGUAAAGAAGGAGUUAUUGGAAAAGAUGCAUUUCUUGUUUCCUGGUUAUUGGCAAGUUUAG